AAAAAAAAAAAAAAAAAAAAAAACUGUUCAAGAUGCCGAAGUAAUAAAUUAUAUUACUGAGGCAAUCACAAGUACAGAGAAUGACUAUUUUGUUGGCAAUUGCGAGUGGAAGGAUGGGACUCGCUCAGAUGUGGUUUUAAAGCCCAAAUAUUCUUUGAUAGACCAUCUUCCCAUCAUUGUAAAGAUUCAACACAAUGUAAAUAAAAAGUUUAUGAGAAGGGCGGUAAAUUAUUGCCUACAGGCAAAGUCAAAAUUCGACAGAGAGCCAGUUCUACUCAUUAUAUGUGUUGGAACACUCUUUGAAGAAAUAAAAAUCGAUACUCUAGCUAGUCAGCUCCCUGGUACGUACUCCUACUUUUGUAAACCAUGGGCAACAGAAUGCUUUAUUCUGUGUCAGGAUAGUUUACCUGAAAACUUGACGGCGCCUUUGAACCCACUAAUCGCGCUUGGGUUAUUUUUGAGCAGUUGUUGCCAAUCUGUGAUUGAUAACCCUUUUGGUGGUGACCCUACAAUACAAUACUUACGCUAAACGGAAAAAUUAUUUGCACAUUUUUUCGAAAAAUAAAUUAUACAGCUAAAAAAAAAAUAAAAUAAAUAAAGCUUACGAUGAUUCAGGCAUGACUCUGGAUCAAAUAAUGGAUAGAUUAACC
Molecule: messenger RNA, 650 nt
Organism: Cokeromyces recurvatus
Lineage: Eukaryota; Fungi; Mucoromycota; Mucoromycetes; Mucorales; Mucoraceae
Exons: 1
Coding region: 212-529 (105 amino acids)
Source: RefSeq, a predicted model, not a curated record